UGAAAAUGUUCUUGCUUUUGAACUCCUUUGUGAAAAACUUUCCCCUUUGGACUCCUUUGUGAAAAAUUGAAAGCAAGGAAAUGCUGGUUGCCAGUUCUGAGGUAAUCUUUCCCCAAGAGCGUUUCCCGAAACAUUUCCCUUCAUGCCCCUCAAGCUCAUAUUUGGGAAAGAGUUUGAAGCUCUCAGUUGAGAACUGAUCUCUUGAAGAGCCUGUUACCUUGACACCCUCUCUCCUCUCUUCGUUCUGCAGUCAGGCAAGAUGGAGAAGGCCUUCCUCUCCCUUCUUGUCCUUGUGAGGGUCUUGGGGUCUUUUGGCCAGCAAGGUGGGUGACAACCUCAGCUGCAUUGUUGUGUGUGUGUGUAGAAGUGGGUGGGUGGCUUCUGUAGCACAGUCUUGCACAUACAAAAGCCCCCCCCCUUUUAAUGAUUUUAGAUUUCUGACACAACAUCUUCAUUCUUUGUUUAUUUAAAGGGGUGGGUUGAAUCUAGAAGAGGAAGUUGUUGUUUUUUUAAAAAAGGAAGAAAUCAGUGGCGGUUGAUGCUUCCACUGCAAAAUUCUGUUGCUUCAACUGUCUUGGGGCCAGGGGAGGAGGAAACUGCUCAGGCGCCUGGGGGGCGCAUCGGGGGGGAAGCCACCCAUGGGGCAGGGCAUACCGCGGGGCCUCUGGAGUCUGCCUGCCUCCUCUCCCACUCAGCUGCUCAGCUGGGGGGGGAGGCAGCAGGGGGACCAUUAGGGCAUUGUGGAGCCUGUGUGAACCCAAGCCACUGCGUCUCUCCCAGGCCCCACGGUGAGUGCUGCCUGGCAUUUUGUCACCCCCCUCAGUGGUGACACCAGUGGGGGGGGCCUGCACCCACUGCACCCCCCUUUCUCUGCCCCUGCUGGGAGCUACCUUCCACACCGAGCUGAAGACAAGGAAAGGAGAUGAAGACUUCUGCAAAGGAGGCAUGGCUGGUGGUGGCGGCGGCAAGUUUUGGGGGGACUCUUAGGAAAGGCAGCCUCAAGGGCUUGAAGAACCUAGAACAGGUGAGAUGCAGAGAGAGACAAGUAUCUCAUGCUGCCUUUGAUGCAAAGGAAGGCAAAAAGUUUUGAUAAGAAAGUUGUGACAUUUUCUCUCUUCCUCUGUUUGGGACUAUUGCAGAUAUUGAUAUUGCACAGCAUGAAGCAAUUGGGUGCAUAAAAGCUGGCUCCUUUCGGAAUAAAAAUUGCCUAGGCUCAUAAUUAAGAUUCAAAGCUUUACUAACCAGAACCUCUUCAAAAACAGGCACAAAACUAUCAACAACACAUUCUAGAAAGCUGUACAAAGUACAUGUAUACCCAAGCAUAGGUUCUUCUUCUUAAAUAUAUAACUUAAUUAUGAUCAGAGCGGAAACCAGUGCUUUGCCUCUCCCAUAGCCUGCAACCAGCCUAAGGCCAGGCAGCUCCAGGGAAGACCUCUUAUCACAUCCUUCUUUCACUGUGCCAGGGAACAAAAUGCAAAGGCGGCUUCCUUUCGAAAUGGCGAAUUUGCAAUUGAACACUUUAAUCUAAGGUUAAACACUCAUGUGAAGGAUAAUGGUUUAAUUUCCUGAAAUGGGAAUGUUUACUUACGUUGGGUUAUUGUGCCUUUUUAAUAUGGGGUUUUAAAAUCUGGCAGAGGCUUUCAUGUGAUUGGCUGACUGUGAGUCACAUGAAAGAGGCAUUCCAUUCUGUUGUGACUGUUAUGCCUGUAACUGUCAUUUUUAACCGUUUUUCUACUUCUCUCUCUCUCUGAGAGAGGCUACUCAGGAUAAUGCUGUGGGCAGUGUGUGUGCUGGUGUGAUCUAUCUGAAGUGAAACAGACAGAGGAAGAUCCCUAAAUGUUAAUAAGGAUAAAUUCUCAACUAUAUGUUUAUGAAAGGAAAGUUCUUUUUGAAUAUAAAGAGUCUGGGCACUGUCUUUACAAAGAAGUUUUCAACUACUCAGAAUAGUUAUUUAGCUUCCUAGCUGUAAGCUACUUUGCAUAUUAUCAAAAUUUACACACACACACACACACACACACACACACACACAGAGGCUAGCAGAGAACAUCAGUAGUUAAUUAUCAACAGGUUAGAGCUUAGCGAGAGCUUCAAUAUAGUCGUACGUCAGCUCCCGAACACCUUGGGAGCUGAACGUUUCAGCUCCCAAGUGAUUGAAAACCAGAAGUGUUCUGGUUUUUGAACAUUCUUUCAGAAGCUGAACGUCUGACGGGGCUUCCACAGCUUCCAAUCAGAAGCUGCACUUUGGUUUUCAAACGUUUUGGAAGUCGAGCGGAGUUCCGGUACGGAAUUCUGUUCGACUUCUGAGGUACGACUGUAUGCUUCAAAGGAAUUUUUCAACGUGAAACCCUUAGCAACAUACAUGCAGGCAUUCUCCAUUUCAGUGUGCAAUUAAACAAUUAUAUUUAACAUGUGGCACCCUUAAUUCUCCUCCUCUCACCUCAGGUUCGGGCCUCGCUGGGAAGCAGCUCGUUUUUCCACAGGCAUCAAACUCUGCCCACGUGGUUCUGAAGGCCGCCCCAAAGCGGCCCUUGACCAGCUUCACCCUCUGCCUGGCCCAUUUCACAGACCUCAACCGCCCCCACACCUUCUUCUCUUACGCCACCCGGGGAAGUUUCAACGAGAUCAUCCUCCUCAAAGAAAAAAACAACGUGUAUGGAUUUGCAGUAGGGAAUGAAGCGGUGACCUUCACGGAUCCGGAAAAAAAAUCGCUCGGCAGGGAGAUCUUGUGCGCGACUUGGGAUUCUGCCACUGGUUUAGCAGAGUUGUGGGUGAAUUCGAAGCGCAUGCCCCGCAAGGGCCUGAGGAAAGGGUACUCCAUAAGUGGGGAGCCGUCGAUCGUGCUCGGUCAAGAGCAAGACACGAUGGGGGGUGGCUUUGACAUAAACGAUUGCUUUGUGGGGGAGCUCCAGGAUGUGAGAAUGUGGGACCGGGUGCUCACCUACCCAGAACUGGAGCUCGCUUUCCUCAACCAAGACGUUCCUGGCGACUACGUGUUUGACUGGAAAACAGUCGAUUAUGAAAUCAAGGGUUAUGUUAUUGUUAACCCCGUGGCCUACUAAGGCAGGGGUUACCUGACAUCCAAAAUGCUGGUCUAAGAAAAGGUCUCUCUCUCUGUGACUUUUCUUUACUUAGCGAUUCCUGUGUCGAUCUCUGAAGCUUGCUGCAGAAUUUUUUUGGGGGGGGGUGUUGCAAAAUUCAAUGAAAUGUGAAUUUCAAAUGAUACCUGCAUCUUGGUUCCUGAAUUGUUCUGUGAAGUGCAGUUAGGGUAAUACAAACCAAACUAAAUUUCAAACUCCAUCUGAAGUAUCCUCCUGGGACAAGAAGGGUGUGGAAGGAGAUUUUGGGGAGGUCUUUUCCUGGGAAAGAUUGCAUAACAAUUGGCAGCUGGGGGUGUUUCUAAAAGAAACUUGACUGAAACAGAAAAAGGUAAUAAAAAUCAGAUGCAAUCUUUUCUGGAGAAAGAAGAAUUGACAAGAGGUUCGCACCUCUUAUAUUACCACUUUUGUGGAGAUUGUGGAGAUUUCGCAGCCCCUGGACUUCUCCUGAGCAUGCUGGGCGCUUCAUAAAUAAGAAGAUGUAGGGGAAAGAAUGUGAGAUGUGAUAUAUAAGUAGCAGUCAAGUACAACAUUUCUUGUUUUCCUAGAGUGGACAUGCGAUGGAAUGUUUGGUCCAAUUGGUUGAAAACUUCCUGUUUCCUCCUGACUGGGACAUACUUCCUUUUGCUUGUGACUAGAGGUGGGCGUGACCUUACCUGCCCAGGCAAGAAAAGAGCAAGGCACGCAGCACACUCUCUUCUUCGCCUCUCUUCUCCAUCUUGCUUUCAUCUUGUGAGCUGCAGGGACUGCCAGUCUGCAGUCACUGGGAUUACUCCCCCCCCCCAAAAAGGAGUAGAUCCACAUGUAUAUACGUACUUUGUAACUAAGUCUGCCUUCAGGGAUCCAACUGUGAACUGAUGGUGAGUAAACUUCUUUGACAUACUUUACACAAGAUUGUGGUGUGCUUAUUCUUUUAAGGGGACUUACCAGGAACCUAAUAUUGAGAGGCUUAAACAAGCCUGGAACCAUCUAUCUGCUGUGCGUUUAAAGGGGAAUAUAAACUCUGCUAAGUAAAGGAACUUGCUAGCGCAAGUUAGGAAGGAUAUUAAUAAACAAUAUGUCCUCUGCCGCCUCCCUGAACAUUCCCACAAAGAAAUUACAGCUGUCAAUGCUCCAUUGUUUUUCUUGAAGGUGCCCUCAGCUCUGUAGACAGGCAACAGGGCAGGUGUGAGGCGUACUUUGCCUUUGGUCUCCAAAUAUGGCCAUCCCCCACAACAACUCUUUGAGGUAGGCCAUGCUCUGAGUGGUUGGCCUGAGGUCACAUGGUGAACUUCAUGGCAGAAUGGCGGUUUUAACCCUGUUCUCCAUCCCACAUUCUCGAAAAUAAGGCGAGGAAGGGAAUAACCUCAGGGAGGGAGAUGAUAUUUCUCCAGAAGUUUGGAAAUUUAUGGGAUCCUUUGUCAACGGUCUUGUGUAUUGCAGUUAUGAAUGGUGCACAUUUGGAAGAAAAAGGAAGAAUAAAACCAGACUCUUCUUGAAAUUAAAAAUUGGCCAGUCCAAACAUAUGGUGCAAAGGCUUUACUUACAAGAACGUGAUUCGAAACAAACAAAAAACCAAAAAAUGUUACAUUCAGACAAUUGCAUAAUAUCAUGUGCUGAUUUCAUGACAGGUCUGAUCAUGUCAUGACAGGUUAUGCCAUGUCAUAACAAGAUAAGGCAUGACAAGACAAGAAUGUUGAAGUGCAGUUUUCUAGCAAAGUAAUGUGUGCAGAAAUACAUAUGCUCAGCUGAUGCCUGCAUUGAUUCAUGAAAAUACAGUAUUUUUCCAUGUAUAACACGCCCCCAUGUAUAUGACGGCCUAGUUUGGGGGACUCCAAAUUGAGAAAAACGGAUUGUAUCCGUGUAUAAGAUGACCCACAAUUCUGAACGUAAUUUUUUAAUUAAAAAAACCUAGUCUUAUACAGUGGUACCUCAGGUUAAGUACUUAAUUCGUUCUGGAGGUCCAUUCUUAACCUGAAGCUGUUCUUAACCUGAAGCACCACUUUAGCUAAUGGGGCCUCCCACUGCCGCUGGAGCACAAUUUCUGUUCUCAUCCUGAAGCAAAGCUCUUAACCCGAGGUACUAUUUCUGGGUUAGCGGAGUCUGUAACCUGAAGCGUAUGUACCUGAGGUACCACUGUACACGAAAAGGUACAGUAACUUUCAAGAAGGCAUUACAUUCGGGAAACCAUUUUGCGGAAGUGUGUAUAUCAGACAAAAUCGUGUACAAGGCACCUAUAUUCACCCUAAGACGCUGACGAACUUUCACAAGCACUAAGAAAAAAAUUGCAAUUGCAAACCGAAGCAGAAAUGUAGAGAACGGAAGACUGUAAAAAAUGGAGACUAACCCAAACUGACAGAUCCAUCCUCCUUCAUCGGAAGAAGAUUAGCAUAGGGCAGGUGGGGGAGGGGAACCUUUGGACCACCCAGAGGCUGCAGAAACUAGAGCUCCCAUUGUUGUUGGGAGUUGUAGUUGAACAAAAUCCAGAGGCCCCCCCCCCCCAAAUCACACAGAAAUCUUAAUAGGCUGGAAAGUGCUGAGCUCAACAGAGCAGUUCCUUGCCGAGCCAGCAAGAGACUCUCAGAGCGCCACCCUCCUCCAGCAGCAGGGCACCGCUUGCAAAGGGCACUCGCAACCUGCUCUGCUAACUGGCAAGAGGGUGGGCGUGAGAAAGACGUUGCCCUUGAUCUUGUAAGCCAAGGACCCCCAGUUGAUCACGGAGUUGGCUGGGAUGCGCUUGUCCCCCACGCGACACAUUUCCUGGGGGCUCAAGACCCGUUCCCACAUGUAGACGUCGGUGAGCUCGCCUACAAAGGACUGCAUCAAGUCGAAGCCGCUUCCCAUGGCAUCCUGGUCUUGCCCCAGGAUGAUGGAGGCCUGGGGGGCGACGGCAUAGCCCGGCUUCACCGCCUUCCGGGGCAGAGGGUUGCCAUCCAGCCAAAACUGUAGCACCCCGCUGGUGGAGUCCCAAGCCAGGCAGAUGUGCUCCCACGCCGGCAGUGGGGCCGCCCUCUCUGCGAUGUUCAGCUUUACCGCAUCACCCCCGAUGUACAGCCUGUAUUGGGAGCGGCUCAGUCGGUCGACGGCGAUGUCGUUGGGCUCGGCCUCGGUGGCGUAAGAGAACAGGGUCUGGGCCCGAGCGACGUCCGUGUAGAGCCUCAUGCAAACUGUGAAGCUGCUCAAAGGCCGCUCCAGCCUGGCUUUCACGACCACGUGAGCAGUGUUGGUUGGCUGCGGGAAAAGGAAGACCUUCCUCUGGAGAUCUGUGGAACCAUAGAAGUGUAGAGGUGGAAAGGGAGUCCCCCAAGAGUCAUCUAUACCUGAAGGAGCAUCUCCACCCCCAACAUUCAACCCAGACACAGGUCCAGCGCCGUGGGCCUUCUGGUGGUUCCCUCACUGUGAGGUUACAGGGAAUCAGGCAGAGGGCAGAGGGCCUUCUUGGUAGUGGCACCUGCCCUGUGGAACCCUUCAGAUGUCAAGGAAAUAAACAACUAUCUGACUUUUAGAAGACAUCUGAAGGCUGUUUUGGGAAGUUUUAAAUGUUUGAUGUUUGUCGUGUUUUUAAUACAGCGGUAACUCGGGUUAAGAACUAAAUUUGUUCCGGAGGUCCGUUCUUAACCUGAAACUGUUCUUAACCUGAAGUACCACUAAUGGGGUCUCCUGCUGCUGCCGCCCCGUCGGAGCCCGAUUUCUGUUCUCAUCCUGAAGCACAGUUCUUAACCCGAGGUACUAUUUCUGGGUUAGCAGAGUCUGUAACCUGAAGCGUCUGUAAGAUGAAGUGUCUGUAACCUGAGGUACCACUGUAUUCUGUUGGGAGCCACCCAGAGUGGCUGGGGAAACUCAGCCAGAUGGGUGGGGUAUAAAUUUUAUUAUUAUUAUUAUUAUUAUUACUACUACUACUAUUAUUAUUAUUAUGUCCAAUCCCAGACAGACAAAAGCACUCAAGGAGGAUGUGAAGCAGGGAAGGCCGCAUCUUGUUCCUAAUGGAUUCCCCACCCUGCCCCGCCCCUCUUAGUCUUUGAAGAAGAUGCUCUUACGGCUGUCUGAAAGACUGAUCAGCGCUUCAUUGGGUUUACUGGGGGAGGGGGCAAAACAUGCUUGCAACUCUUCCACUUGCCCCAUCCACUCACCUCAAUCACUCAAGCCCCCCCCCCCCACUAUUUCCCAACUAUAAUCUUCUCCCUUUUUCUAGAUGACAGCUCUGUGCCAUAAGACCGACCUGCAACGGUUCUUUGGUGCUCAUGCGCCACCUGGCGGCCGAUUCAGAUAGCGCAUGCAUGUGUGAUGAUAGCAGAUUCCAUCCUAAAGGUAAAGGUAAAGGGACCCCUGACCAUUAGGUCCAGUCGUGGCCAACUAUGGGGUUGCGGUGCUCAUCUCGCUUUACUGGCCGAGGGAGCCGGCGUACAGAUUCCGGGCCAUGUGGCCAGCAUGACGAAGCUGCUUCUGGCGAACCAGAGCAGCGCACGGAAACAGUGCCACCCACGUCCCAAGAUUCCAUCCUAUUCACUUUAAAAUAUGGCAGGGGCGGGGCGGUUCACAGCUCAGCUUUAAGCGCACUGUAUGCUGCACAAACAUAAGGUCCCAGAGUGGAGACAAUAUUGGGUUGGCUGGAGAAACAAACUGAUCUGCUCCGAGGCAGCUUUUUGCGUAUCGUUGAUCCCUUUUAUUCCUGUAUUUAAGCUUGUGCUUACGUCUCUUGUUCAAGUCAGUGGGAUUCCGCAGCGCUUAAUUCUGGGUUGUGUGUUCAGCCACACAGACUCUGUAAGUAAUCAGGCAUUACUGGCCAACGAGACUGUGUUGUUUAAGCCCCAGAGUGGGAGGGAAUGGAAAUUCUGACGUGCAAUUUGAGAAUUUGGGGUUGUUGGUUUUUUUUGCUGUCAGUCUGACAUUUGAGAGUUGUAUUUGACAUCACUCCUGCCUUUCCAUGUUUCACAUAUCUGAUAUGCAGAUCCGACCACAGGUCCAGCUAGCCUAGUACAGUGGUACCUCGGGUUACAGACGCUUUGGGUUACAAACUCCGCUAACCAAGAAAUGGUUGCUCCAGGUUAAGAACUUUGCCCCAGGAUAAGAAUGGAAAUCGCACGCCAGCGGCACAGCGGCAGCAGGAGGCCCCAUUAGCUAAAAUGGGGUCUCAGGUUAAGAACCGUUUCAGGUUAAGAACGGACCUCUGGAACGAAUUAAGUUCUUAACCCGAGGUACCACUGUACUGUCUUCUGACAGGAGCUCUGUAGCGUUACAGAGUCAUAGAAUUGUAGAGCAGGAAGGGACCCUAAGGGUCAUCUAGUCCAACCCCUGCAAUGCAGGACCUUUCAUGCAAGCGACCUUCCCAGUCCUACCUGGAGAUGCUGGGAAUUGAGCCUGGGAAACUGCUGUACACAAAGCACGUGGGCUCCUUUCCCUAAAUAUAAAGUAAGCUUCCCGUCCUCAUUGUUCUUAAUAAAGGGCUAAUAAUAAUAAUAAUAAUAAUAAUAAUAAUUUAUUAUUUAUUAUUUAUACCCCACCCAUCUGGCUGAGUUUCCCCAGCCACUCUGGGCGGCUCCCAAUCAAGUGUUAAAAACAGUACAGCAUCAAAUAUUUAAAACUUCCCUAAACAGGGCUAUGUUUAGGAACAGUAUUGUCCACACUGACUGGCAGCGGCUGUUUAGAGGUUUCAGACAGAGAGGUCCUUCCCAGAGCCACCUGGAGAUGCCGGGAUUUGAACCUGGGACUUCAUGCAAAGCAGUUCCUCUACCCGCUCAGCCACAGCCCUUCCCUUUGGCUCUAAUUCAAACCCAGCCAGAAACAGGGAUACCUCCAUGUCUGCCCUCACAAUGCAGCCAGUCAGUCCAUUCACACAGCAACACCCACAUAACUCAUUGCAUCUGAUCAGAGCACCCACCUUCCUGGGCAAGAUACCCCAACAGUCCGGCCAGGAUGAGGAGGAAGAUAUGAAGGAACCCCAUGCCGUCUGUCUUCAGAAUAAACUUGGCAGGUGGCUGAAAUGGAUCCUGGACCUGCCUGGAUCUGCUCAGCCUGUCCUGGAGGAAACCAAGCCCUGCCUGUGAAGUCCUCUCUGGAUCUUAUCCCUGGGCUGGAAGGGGCGGGCACCUCCACUCUCAGGGCAGUUCCACAGGGCAGAGAUUAAAAAUCAACAAAUGCUUUCCAUUCGCCUCCCCUGGUCUUAUCUGCCUGUUGGUUAAAUUUCCAUUCCUUCCAGAACGAACCUGCCUCUUUCAAACUCUGAUUGUCAAUAACCUCCCCAGAUCAUUUUGCUAGGCAAGGAAUGCAUAGACCCCCACAUUUUAUGGAUCAUGAUUGUUCCCAGUCUGAUUUUCACACAAAGGAUCCCUAGGGUUGCCAUAUUUCAAAAAGUGAAUACCCGGACACAAAAGUUGUUGAACUUCUUCUUCUAAUAAUAAUAAUAAUAAUAAAAUUUUAAUUUGUAAAUCCAGGACUAUCCCUGGAAAACAGGGACACUUGGAGGGUCUGGAUCACUGCGAGGGCCUUCUCACCCAUCCUGCCAACACACACAUUUACGUAUUACAAAGAGCUCUCCAUUGCCGCAACAGAACACACCCAAAAAAGAAAGGAGAGGAAGAGAGGAAGAAAGAAAGGAAGGAAGGAAGGAAGGAAGGAAGGAAGGAAGGAAGAAGGAAGGAAAGAAAGAAAGAAAGAAAGAAAGAAAGAAAGAAAGAAAGAAAGAAAGAAAGAAAGGCAUUUGCAGUGGGGGGGCCUGUUUAAGAGAUUGGAAGGAGCUGCUUAUUUUAAAAGCUGUCAGCAGCAACUUGACAUUUCUUUUCUUUUCUUUACAGUUUUGAGUAAUUACAUUUUGCUGAUGUUUUGUCUUGUGGUUGUGGAGCAAUGAGCAGACUUUGCAGCUUCCAUUGGGAGGGGUUCAACCCUUGCCUGUUAUCUGCGAGGGUCAAGCCAAGAUCAGAGUGACCUAUGCAGGACUGAGAUGACAGAACAUUCCCUGCCAGGGACAAUGCAAGCGUCCCAAAGGCCAGGAAAAUGACGAAUCUCACAGGCGCCAAGCUAUUAGCUGAAGAAGGCUCACCUUUAGAAGCGGCAGAAUUGCGGGGCUUAUAAUAGUGGGACCUUUGAGUUUGCUGGCUUGCCUUCAUGAAAGAAGAAUCUUUUGUAAGCCACUUAGAAGUCCUUUAAGUGGCAUAUCAAUUUUGUUCAAUAAAUAAAUAAAGGUGCACAGGAAUUUCCCACCCUGCACUCAUCUCUCACCUGUGGCUCCUAGAAGCUGUCAGCGUGCGACAGUGGCUACACCCCGUGAAAUGGCCUAGACUGGCCAGCUAAACCAGGUGAAGGGAGACAAGGUGUGAGUUAGGGACUUUCCCUGCAUGUGAAGACAGGCUCUAGCAGAUUGAGCUGACGAGGCAAAUAGUGGGUCCAAUGGUUAAGAAGGCGGUUUCUGCAUUUGCUGUAGAAGUAUUAUUAUUAUUAUUAUUAUUAUUAUUAUUGAUAUUGUUGUAGUUGUUUAGUCGUUUAGUCGUGUCCGACUCUUCAUGACACCAUGGACCAGAGCACGCCAGGCACUUCUGUCUUCCACUGCCUCCCGCAGUUUGGUCAAACUCAUGCUGGUAAAAUGUGGUCUUGACUAUGCUACCACUCAGUGGAUUUGUAACUGGCUGACUGACCGAACCCAAAGGGUGCUCAUCAAUGGUUCCUCUUCAUCCUGGAGAAGAGUGACUAGUGGGGUGCCACAGGGUUCUGUCUUGGGCCCGGUCUUAUUCAACAUCUUUAUCAACGACUUGGAUGAUGGACUCAAGGGCAUCCUGAUCAAAUUUGCAGAUGACACCAAAUUGGGAGGGGUGGCUAACACCCCAGAGGACAGGAUCACACUUCAAAACGACCUUGACAGAUUAGAGAACUGGGCCAAAACAAACAAGAUGAAUUUUAACAGGGAGAAAUGUAAAGUAUUGCACUUGGGCAAAAAAAUGAGAGGCACAAAUACAAGAUGGGGACACCUGGCUUGAGAGCAGUACAUGUGAAAAGGAUCUAGGAGUCUUGGUUGACCACAAACUUGACAUGAGCCAACAGUGUGACGCGGCAGCUAAAAAGCCAAUGCAAUUCUGGGCUGCAUCAAUAGGAGUAUAGCAUCUAGAUCAAGGGAAGUAAUAGUGCCACUGUAUUCUGCUCUGGUCAGACCUCACCUGGAGUACUGUGUCCAGUUCUGGGCACCACAGUUCAAGAAGGACAUUGACAAACUGGAACGUGUCCAGAGGAGGGCAACCAAAAUGGUCAAAGGCCUGGAAACGAUGCCUUAUGAGGAACGGCUAAGAGAGCUGGGCAUGUUUAGCCUGGAGGAGAGGAGGUUAAGGGGUGAUAUGAUAGCCAUGUUCAAAUAUAUAAAAGGAUGUCACAUAGAGGAGGGAGAAAGGUUGUUUUCUGCUGCUCCAGAGAAGCGGACACGGAGCAAUGGAUCCAAACUACAAGAAAGAAGAUUCCACCUAAACAUUAGGAAGAACUUCCUGACAGUAAGAGCUGUUCGACAGUGGAAUUUGCUGCCAAGGAGUGUGGUGGAGUCUCCUUCUUUGGAGGUCUUUAAGCAGAGGCUUGACAACCAUAUGUCAGGAGUGCUCUGAUGGUGUUUCCUGCUUGGCAGGGGGUUGGACUCGAUGGCCCUUGUGGUCUCUUCCAACUCUAUGAUUCUAUGAUUCUAUGGUUCUAUGAUUCUAUGCUGGUAGCUUCGAGAACACUGUCCAACCAUCUCGUCCUCUGUCGUCCCCUUCUCCUUGUGCCCUCCAUCUUUCCCAACAUCAGGGUCUUUUCCAUGCAGUUGUUGUUGUUGUUGUUGUUGUUGUUGUUGUUGUUAUUAUUAUUAUUAUUAUUUUAUACCUGUCCAUCUGAGUGGGCUGCCCCAGCCACUCUGGGCAGCUUCCAACAUAUAUAAAAGCAUAAUAAAACAUUAAACAUUAAAAAACGUCCCUAUGCAGGGCUGCCUUCAGAUGUCUUCUAAGUCAGAUACAUAGUUGUUUAUUUCCUUGACAUCUGAUGGGAAGGCGUUCCACAGGGUGGGCGCCACUACCGAGAAAGCCCUCUUCCUGGUUCCUUAUAACCUCACUUUUUGCAGUGAGGGAACUGCCAGAAGGCCCUUGGAGCUGAACCAUCACCCCCCAGCUGAACAAUAGGGAUGGAGACGCUCCUUCAUGUAUACUGGGCCAUUUAGGGCUUGAAAGGUCAGCACCAACAUUUUGAAUUGUGCUCGGAAAGCGAGGGGCAGAUGGGGCUCAUCAACCUGGAAAGGUGGAAGGAGAAGGAAAACUGAUCCUAAAAUCGCUACUAUCUCCACAAUCAGGAGAAGAAAAGGCUUAGGAGCAAAUCCUACACAACUCUGGAGUGGAGUCCCUAAGACGGUCAGAUGGCACCUUCUACACCUCUUUUCGGCAACUCCCACAGCCAAGCUGGUGCCAAAUGUAUCACUCUGCCUGCCUUUGGACACACAAAUCUGGGAUCAAAGGGCACGUGCUUGCCACAUCCCCACACUGCCCUCUUCCCUAGCGGCCUGCAAGGCUCGGAUCCGGGGAGGGCGGUGUGAGAAGAGCACAACAACCACACACUAUGCCACCUGUGCAGGGGGAGCCUGGCCAGCUGAUGCAGCACUCAGCAGGCACAAAGGAGGUGCCCCCAUGCCAUGCUGGAGGUGCUGGCAUGGGGGCACCUGCUUUGCACCCCCCCUCAGAAAUCUGCACCUGGGGCCACGGCCUCUCUGGCAACCCCAAGCUAUGCCCUAUAUCAGGAAUAACUUUCUGACAGUAAGAAUUGUUUGACAGUGGAACGGUCUCCCUCGGGAGGUGCUGGACUCUCCUUCCUUGGAGGUUUCUAAGCAGAGGUUGGGUGGCCAUCUGUCAUGGAUGCUUUAGUUGAGAUUCCUGCAUUGCAGAGGGUUGGACUAGAUGGCCCCUGGGGUUCCCUUCCAACUCUACAAUUCUAUGAUUCUACGAUUCAAGGGUCAAAUGACCCAGGACUGUCUUCUGCAUACGCUACAAAUGGGAACUAGAGUCCAGUUCCCACAAGACGCACACUACCUCUGAAUGUGGAGACAAGAGCAUACUGCCUCCUUUUUCCAUGCUAGGCAUAAUUUUAUAAACUUCUACAUGAUUCUAUGUUCUGUGCCGUCUUUUGCUUGCCUUUUCUCUACACUAAGAAGCCCCAAACUUAGCCCAAAGACAUCUCAGUGCUGCUGCUGACCAAACACAUCGGAACGGUUUGUGAUAUAUUGAACGCCAUGACCUUGUUUGCUUUCUGUGACCCAAACAAAGAGGACAAUCACCUCUAAGGUUUUUUGGGGUCAACCAGCUGACACAACCAUCUUGUCUGAGGGAAAAUUUAACCACCCAGCAGCAGCCAACACAAUUGUAGACCCAUAUGUUGUCUCGUACACACAUCACAGAAAGUUAGGCAGCCUGUCCAUAUUAGACUGACGCUACCAAGUGGCCAAGGACCCCCUUUGUGCUAGAUUGUGUGUGUGUGUGUGUGUGUGUGUGUGUGUGUGUAGGAUUGGGUGGAGGGAUUCCUCCCCCAAUCUCUCCUGGCUCAGCUGGUUCAUAAGUUUAUUGUGCUAGCCAAAGGCCAUGACAAACUUGUAGCUGUAGUAUUUGUAAAAUAAUACAGAACAUACAUCCCUAAUAUAAGACAACAAGCUGCAGAAACUGAAGGUGGGCACAUUACUGUCAAGGAGAUAAGUAACUCUAUAACCUUUAGAAGACAUAUGAAGGCAGCCUGGAGGCUUUUUAACAUUUAAUGUUUUAUUAUGUUUUUAUAUAUGUUGGAAGCUGCCCAGAAUGGCAAAUAAAUUAUUAUUGUUCUUGUUCUUAUUCUUAUUCUUACUAUUAUUACUACUACUAUAACUGCCAUGGCUGCUCCCUCAAAGUAUCCCAGGAAUGGUCACUGCCUAUCUUAGAAAGCAGCAGAAUCGUCUUGUUUUUCAGGCAAGUGAGAAAUUCUCAUGCAGAGGACAGACAACAUCCCUUCUGAGCACUUUCUGCUAAGGGAAUUUCUCUCUUCGCACUCCCCUCCUUUGACCAGAGGAUGGCAGUGGUGUGCUGCUAAAUUAGAGUAAGCCAAAACUGAGAAUUACAGUAGUACCUCAGGUACAGACACUUCAGGUUACAGACUCUGCUAACCCAGAAAUAGUACCUCGGGUUAAGAACUUUGCUUCAGGAUGAGAACAGAAAUCAUGCUCUGGCGGCACAGUGGCAGUGGGAGGCCCCAUUAGCUAAAGUGGUACCUCAGGUUAAGAACAGUUUCAGAUUAAGAACAGACCUCUGGAACGAAUUAAGUUCUUAACCUGAGGUACCACUGUAUAGGUUCUCUCCUUCUUUCCCCCCAUUUUAGGUUACAUUCACUCCAUUUCUGCAUCAGCAAUUAACACGUGCGUUUUUGUAAGACGUUUCUUCCAACAUAGCACAAGUUUGUACAUUAUUUUCACUCAACAGACACAUUUAUGGCACACAAUUUUUGGCUGGAGGAUUUGCAACUUUGAAAUUGAUGGGGAAGUGUAAAUCUUGAAGGAGCGUUCUGUUUCUGUUGGCAUAUUGGUUCACAAAUUGCAAAUUGGAAAGGUUUGUGUUCGAAUCAAACUGAAAUUAUUUCUCCCAUCAGGCUUACCUUUCAUGCAUCUCAGGUCCCAUGAGCUGCUCUCAGUGCUAGUUUUUAGAUUUGGGGGAGUUAGUCCAGCUGUAUCUGGCAAACACACAUUUGGAAUGCAUCAGGUUAGUGGGGCACCUGUAGCCUUCCCAAAUGUUGCUGGUCUACAACUCCCAUCACCUCUGACCAUUAGUCCUGCUGGCUGGGGCUGAUGGGAGUUAAAGUCCAGCAAAACCUGGAGGGCCAUAGGUUCCUAGCUCCCCAAACACGUAAUGACCAAUCAUUGCCGGCCUUUGAAUUGACUCUAAGGUCUUAUUGGUUUGCAAAGCCCUCCUCUUCAAUUAGAAUUUUCUUGCGGCACCGUCUAUAUAAUGCUUCUGCCUUUUAGGAUUCUUUUAUUUAAUUUUAUGGCAAUCCGCAACAUUUUAAAUAAAUAAACUUUCCUAGAACACUCCAUGCCAUAUCAGGCAGGCACUUCAGUUGAACUGUUUCCGAUGUCUGCUAAAAAAAAUGUUUUCAUUUGUUCAGGAGACCCUACCCAGACAAGGAAUCUCAUUUUAUAUUGGUUUAUUAAAUGAAAACAUCUCGGAAAGGAGGUGGGAGAGAACAUUACAUUGCAAUUAGAACCACACCAAAUCCAUAGAACAGACCCAGGAAAGCAGCAGCAGAACACCUCAGCGGCAAAACAUCAUCCGGCAAAUCAUCAUGUGGAUGUCACCGAUAGCAGAUUUGUAAACACAGGCUUGCCUGGUCGCCUUUGGCGAGCGAGAUGUGUUGCCAGGCGACCAGGAGGGGGGAAGCGGCAAUAAACCAAGUGGAUGAGUGGAAGUUCACGGCUUGUUUUUUGUUUUUGUUUUCCAAAAUGCUCUGUGUGCUACACAACAGCUCGGUGGCCAGGUGGGUUAGAAUUUGGGACAGAAAAGGCUGAUUGCUUGGGAGGCUGGAUUUCCCUCGUUUCCUUUACCUCAGCCUGCCCUUCACCACCACGUCUCCCUUGAUUUCAUACUGCAGGUUCUUCCAGCCCAGAGCGCAUCGGGGCAGCUGCAGAUCCUGGUAGGCCGCCCGCAUCUUGUGAGGAGACAGGAGGAAAUCCCACAUGUAGACGUCCGUCAGUUCUCCAGAGAAGGAGUUGUAGGAGUCGUAGGUGCCCCCAAAGCGGUCUUGCUCUUGGCCCAACAGGAUGAAGGCCCCGGAGCCAACCACGUAGCCUUUCUUCAAGCCUUUGCGUGGCCAAGGCUUGCCGUUCAUCCAGAACUCAGCGAUGCCGGUGGCCGAUUCCCACCCGAAACAGACGUGCUCCCAGUCUAGGGUGUCCUCUGGGACUUUGAAGGACAGGUACUCUCCACCGAUGUACACCCGGUAUUCUUGGGCUUGAAGAUCAGGAUUUCGUUGUCCUCAGACUCAGUGGCGUAGGAGAAGAGGCCAUAGGGCCGAGUCAAGUCCGUGUAGGACCUCAGGCAGACAGUGAGGUUCUGCAAUGGCUCCUUGGGCAGAGGCUUGAGGAUGAUGUAGGCCUCGCUAGGCUCCGUGCGGAAGACAAAGACUUUUCUGGUUAGGUCUGUGAGGAGACAAGGAAAGAGGGAGACACAGGGAAGAAAGGUUGGGACCAUCUCCUCUCUGACAAGGCUCCUGAGCUUUCCUCAGCAGUAUCAUUGAAAGGGGUAGGUUCUAAUGCACGAAAGAAGUAAAAUAAUAAUAAUAAAAAAUAAUAACGCCGUCCAUCUGACUGAUUUGCCCCAGCCACUCUAGGCAGCUUCCCACAGAAUAUAAAAACACAGUAAAACAUCAAACGUUUCCCCUAAACAGGGCUGCCU
Molecule: messenger RNA, 16468 nt
Organism: Podarcis lilfordi (Lilford's wall lizard)
Lineage: Eukaryota; Metazoa; Chordata; Lepidosauria; Squamata; Lacertidae
Source: the annotation of a GenBank genome assembly